Messenger RNA from Oryzias melastigma (Indian medaka), 3868 nucleotides. RefSeq names its product semaphorin-4A. Gene Ontology annotation, molecular function: chemorepellent activity; semaphorin receptor binding. Lineage: Eukaryota; Metazoa; Chordata; Actinopteri; Beloniformes; Adrianichthyidae. The transcript is spliced from 15 exons. The record is from RefSeq and is a predicted model, not a curated record. The coding region runs from base 286 to 2739 and encodes 817 amino acids. Gene Ontology annotation, biological process: negative chemotaxis; negative regulation of axon extension involved in axon guidance; positive regulation of cell migration.
UUCCUGGCCGCACGGACUCACUGCUGGUUUGUUCUACAUUUUUAGAGCUGGUCUUUUCAGAGACUGGAUGGAGAAUGAAGAGCUUUGAGACGCCACAGAGGGAACCAUCUCUGAAAACAUCCUGCAGCAUGCGUUUACUCCUUCCACAGCACCGCCGGGUUUAUGUUUGGAUAGAAAUGGAGGAACAGAAAAAAAAUUGAAAGUAUGAACAUCAGAUCCUGAUUCUUCAGUCUCCCAACACAAGACAGCAGGCUGUGCAGCUUUAGUCCUACUCAGGCAGCUCCAAUGGACACUUCCAGCCUGCUAAGUCUCACUGUGGUCCUGCUGGGUUUGCUGGGUCCUUGUUUGACCAGACUGACACCCAGAGUCUCUUUCCCUAUGGGAAGUCCUGGGCGACGUCUAACCAGCUUCAACAACCAUGAGGUCAAAAACACCACCACACUGCUUCUUGCUCCGGAUGAAGAAACGCUCUACGUUGGAGCCCAGGACGCUUUGCUGGAGCUGGAUGUCAGCCAAAAAGAUGCAAUGACUUUGAGGAACAAGCUGGACUGGAGUCCUUCAGACAAAGACCUGGAACAGUGUUCCAUGAAAGGAAAAAAAAUGACAGAUUGCUCCAAUUUUAUUCGUGUCCUGGAGUUCUUAAACUCCAGUCACCUUUAUGCCUGUGGAACCUUUGCCUUUAGUCCACGCUGCACAUACAUUAACUUACAGACAUUUACGAUGCAGCAGAACUUCGAUGAAGGAAGAGGUCGCUGCCCUUAUGACCCAUAUCAGCGCAACACUGCUGUCAUUGUAGAUGGAGAACUUUACACAGGAACUGUAGCAGACUAUAGAGGAAAUCGACCCAUCAUCUCCCGACAUCUGAGUGAGGGCAAGCGCCUUGACCUGAAGCUGGAUGAUACAUUAGGAUGGCUUGAAGAUCCGACCUUCAUCAGCUCCAUCUUCAUUCCACACGAGGAGAAAAUCUAUUUCUUCUUCAGUGAAGCUGGCAGAGAGUAUGACUUCAUCAAUAAAUUUAUUGUCUCUCGUGUCUCCCAGAUCUGUGUGAGUGAUGUUGGUGGUCAGCGAACUCUUCAGCGAAGAUGGACCACUUUUGCCAAAGCUCAGCUGCUGUGCCAGGCUGGCAGUGAGCUACCUUACAAUGUGCUCCAGGACAUCAGCAUCCUCCCACCAGCAGAGGGAGCCCCUGCAGACGACACGCUCUUCUAUGGUAUCUUCACAUCCCAGUGGCCUGUCAACUCUGGACGCUCAGCAGUGUGUUCAUUCCGACUGGCUGAUAUUAAAGCAGUUUUCUCUGGAAACUACAAGGUCCUGAACAGAGACACCUUACAGUGGAGUGCACGAGUUCAAGAAAAGGUUGCAAAUCCAGGAGAGUGUGGCCUCCACAAUGCAUCCGACAAUGCUCUACGCUUCGUUAAAGAAAAUUUCCUGGCUGAAGACAGCGUCCGGCCGGUGGCAAGAAGCUUGACAAUGGUUUCUGCUGAGCACAUCUAUAGCCGUCUGAGCGUGCAGAGAGUGCAAGCUGUCAACAGGAAGCACUACACCAUGCUGUUCCUGCUCACAGAGGCUGGUCAGUUACAUAAAGCAGUGCUGCUGCGAGGCGGCGCUCACAUCAUUGAAGAAGUUCAGGUUUUCCAGCACCCACAGGCUGUCAAGAGUCUGAAGCUCUCCAUUCCAAAGGGAGUGAUUUACGUUGGAACAUCAGAGGGGUUGGUGAAGCUUCCAGUUUCCAACUGCUCUUUCUACUGGACCUGUGCCCAGUGUGUUUUGUCGAGGGACCCCUUCUGCGCUUGGGACCCAGUUGGCAGAGCCUGUGUAGGGACCUCUGAAGCACAGAACCCCCUGAACCAGGAUGUAGAUGGAGGAAAUGUGGAAGAGGCUUGCAGCAGUGCCUUGUUAACACACAGAACCAGAUUUGGAUCUAGUAAACUGCACACAGGUUCAUGUCCAGCCGGUGAGCUGGUGUCAGUCUCUCUGAACGAGGUGGUGCGGCUCAACUGUCCUGCAGCAUCGCAGCUUUCCCAGCAGCAGUGGGAGCGUCCCAACAGCAGGCUGUCCUCCAACCUCUACCUGCAGCUGAGAGACGGCAGCCUGAGCUUUGUAGCCACGCCCACAACUUUGGGCCACUACCUGUGCCUGUCCACAGAAAACGGCUACCGACAAACCAUGGCCAUCUAUCAUGUCAAGCAAAAGAGCAGCCAAGCUCCAACCGGCUACACCCACCAGACUCCAGUAACCCAGCCUGCAUACAGACCUGGUCCAAACUCCUCCACGGAGCAGGCAACAGAGUCAGGACAAAAAGACGACUCCCCCUCCCUGUCCGUUCAGAGCAUCCCUUCCUCCAGCACUCACCGGGCCAGAAACAAGACUGUGUGGACUGAGGAAUCUCAAUGGAGGGGGGUGAAGCUCCAUGACGGGGAGCUCCUAGUGUCCAGCCGAAGUCCUUGCUAUCUCAAAGAGUUGGUGGUUGUGUCCAUUCUGCUAGUGCUGUGUCUCAGUCUACUGAUUACAAUAAGCCUGUACUUUAUCCGACAGCGAUGCCACUGCAAAACGAUCCCCCAGCCUCAGCCUCCCAGCAGAGAGGCUGGCAGAGUCACACCUGAGGAGGUGGAGCCGACGGGGAGCAAGACUCUGGGCAAAAGUAACAGUGAAGUAGCGAGAAGUGGAAACGCCAGAGGCUUUGCCUGUAAUGGAAUAAGUACAGGUUCUGAUGGACAUUUACCUAACACCCCCAUCUGAGCUGUUGCAGGAGGCCAGAUUUAUUCCCAGGAAUUAAUCGAUUGAUCCUGGCUGGUUUGAAUUAUCUGAAGGAGACAGGAAACUAUGGUUCUACUCCCACUGAUGGCGCAACAGCGGGUUGAUUGCUCCACUCCUAACUUAUUUUUACUAUAGAGGGCAGCUUUUGCUCCUUCUAUCAGCUGUGAGAUCCAGCACCACUACCGGUUCUUGAGUCCAGAGACCAGUGCCAUGUCACACCUCUAAAGUUUGCUGCUGCUCAAUCGUUGCACAAUCACACUUUUAGCACAAGCAUUAAGUUGAUGAGUGAACGAGCUGCUCUGUGGAAACGCAUAAUAUUCAUGUUCAGUGAGUGUCACAGAGAACAUAUAGUGCCUUGUUUACAUUUGUGAUGAUGUUACGGUGAAGAUGCUGCUUCUUCUCAAACUUCCAUCCUGUGAAAUGUUCCCUCUGCUGUUUGGACACAUCAUUUAUUUCCCACUGUUCUGUUAGUCUCAUAUUUACAUUAGGAAUCACAGGAACAUGGUUAAAAUUUCACCAGAACAAUUGAUUUUAAAAAAGAAAACCAGAGAGAUGGAGUUUUAAUAGAGAACUGAACAAAAAUUCACAGAUUUGUAUAAAAUGACUUCAAACUCAAAACAAACUUUUGAAAAUAAUUUUUUUUUCUCAUUUUAAUAAAAUAUUUAAAGUCAUCUGUGGGCAAAUAAGCUGGCUCUGAUUCCAGCAGAAAGAUGUCACAAAGAAUUGAUUUUGUUCUCUGGACCAAUGCUGUUUUUAAAUUCACAAGGUUGCCAUUGUUGAUGUUUAAAGUAAUCUGAUGAGAAUAAAAUAUAUUUCACAUUUUCAUACUAUUACAGAACUAGACAUUCAACCAUAUAAAAGAUGACAGCACUGAUGGUUAAAAACUUAAGUUAUUACGGCUUCAAUGCCAGAUUCUUUUUCAAAGCCAAAUUUAUAGAUUCUUAUAUUUCAACAAAUAAAACAUGAAAGGUUAAAAUUACAAUUUAACUUGCACUUCACCACACAUCAUCCAACCAGUAUUUGUGUUUCAAUUUACUUAGUUUUGAUCCCACAUUCUGCAUCGGUUUUACUUUUCAUGUAUGUUACUUUGUUUGGUCUCAGACAGACAUUU